CCUUUUUGUUACAACUGAUUUAAUUAAAACUAUUCGAUCGCCGCAAAACUCACAACUAAAUGAAAUACACACUUCGGUUAUGAAAAAGUGUACAUUAUUAUGGAAUGCUUCAUAUAGGCCAAAAUCUGCUGAGAUCAUAUUACAGACAUUAGGUCAUCAAUUAUCAAGACCUGGAGAUACGCGUUGGAAUUCUUUAUAUGACUCGUUAAAACAAAUUUUAAAAAAUAAGGAGAAAAAUUGUGAGUUAUUCGAAGCAUUAGGAUUAAAGAAUAACAUGUUAAAAGAUUUGGAGUAUAUUUAUAUAGAUGAACAUUUGAAAUGCGUCGGUCCUUUAGCAGAGGCAUUAGAUAUUCUCCAAGGCGAAAAUAAUAUGUUUUAUGGUUUUGUUUUGCCAGUCAUAUUUAGUUUACGCCGUAAAGUUCAAAAUUUAUUGCUAAAUGAUUGGAAAUAUUGUGAACCUUUAGUGAAUAGUAUUCUUACAAAUAUUACAAAAAGGUUUUCUAAUUUAGUAAAUUUAAAUACAAUUGAAGCAGAUAACGCUGCAAUUGCUGCACUGUCCCAUCCUAAAUUUAAAAACCGUUGGCUAAGUUGCAUUGACUCUUCACAUAUUGAUCGACUUCAUAAAAUAUUUAAUACAGCUGUAGCUAAUAAAAUAGAAGAAAUAAAUAUUAUGUCAUCAACGGAUUCAGAAUUAACGGAAUUGUAUACACAAUCAAAUGAGGAAUCUCACGAUUUUUUUAACUUUGACCCAUUAGUGAGCACUGGCAGUAAUGCUCAACAAAGUAGACGCUCUGCAACAUCAGAGGCAGAAAUACAGAUCGUACAAUUUUUCAACAACUUAUCUCAAGAUCUGUCAAUACUUCAGCAGUAUCCACCAAUCAAAGAAAUAUUUUUAUGCUAUAAUACGCCACUGCCGUCAUCAGCUCCGGUCGAAAGAUUAUUUUCAUAUGCAACCAUGACCAAUUUACCAAAAUCCAACAAGCUAUCGGAUGAUAUGUUUGAAGAGAGGGUUAUUAGAUUCUGA
Aphis gossypii (cotton aphid) is the source of this 1024-nucleotide messenger RNA. RefSeq lists its product as uncharacterized. The transcript is spliced from 3 exons. NCBI's taxonomy places the organism in Eukaryota, Metazoa, Arthropoda, Insecta, Hemiptera, Aphididae. The record is from RefSeq and is a predicted model, not a curated record. Bases 80 to 1024 code for a protein of 314 amino acids.